UCCGGGUCGCGCUGAGGCGGGUCGGGGAACGUGGCCAUGGUGCGGCGGCGGCGGCGGCAGGAGGAGGAGGCGGCCCGCGUGGGCCCGGCCGCCACGCCGCCCUCCUCGGAGGAGGACGAGGGCCCAGAGGAGCUGUCCUUCGGCACAGCGAGGGCGGAGGCCGAGGCCGCGCGGAAGCUCGCAGGGGAGGCUGCGCGGAGGCACCGGGAGCUGCUGAAGGAGAGGCGGCGGCGGCGGCAGGAGCUGUUCACGGAGCAGAAGAGAAGGAAGCUGCUGCCCGAGGCCCUGCUGCAGGAGCUGGCCGCCGCGCCGCUUGCACGAGCAGAUGAGCCGAGCCCCACAGCUGCACCAGGUACUUUGAACGUUCCAUUUCUGCAGCUCACAGCAGAGAAUGAAGGUAAACAUCGUGAAGGGAGGUCUGCAAAACAGAGUGAAGACCACAGCCCAAAACAGGUCAAGAAAAACAAAGCAGGAGGCACCAGGUCAAAAGGAAACUAUAUUGCUGUCCACUUGAAAGAUGAGAACUUAACAGGCCUCCACCAACAAACAGCAAAAGACUUCAUCUACAGUCAACUCUACGGCCCAGGCACCAACCGAACAAGCGCAAAUGAAUUCUUUUCCAUUGCAAACAAGAAAGACAAAGUUAAAAAAGCUGCAGUUCAGUUUGUGGACAAAUCUUGGGGGCUAGAAAAAAAGCAAAGAGCAACAAAGUUUACGAAAUACUGGGUCGCAAGAAGGGUGACGAGUACACUUUGAAGACAACUUUUUCAGAAGAUGCUAUCAAAGGACUUGUACUUGAAGUUAAUUUCUCAUGGCCUACAAGUAAACAGGUGUCAUCUCCUCCCCCCCUUCUCCAUCAUUACUACUCUUUCAGCUUUGGGCAAUGGACAGUUCCACAGUCAUCCUGGUUGCCCUCUGCAUUCUUACCUCCCCUGGCAGAAGUUGUUGGGGCAGCUAAGACACUGCUGGACUUUGUUCCAUGAGGCAACUCAACUGCAAAGAAUAAAGAUGAAUUAUUUCAUA
This is a messenger RNA of Numida meleagris (helmeted guineafowl), 1023 nucleotides long. It is a transcript of the gene NOL7, whose product is annotated as nucleolar protein 7. Gene Ontology annotation, molecular function: RNA binding. Gene Ontology annotation, cellular component: nucleus. The transcript is spliced from 8 exons. The record is from RefSeq and is a predicted model, not a curated record. The coding region runs from base 37 to 756 and encodes 239 amino acids. NCBI's taxonomy places the organism in Eukaryota, Metazoa, Chordata, Aves, Galliformes, Numididae.